AUGGAAAAUAAGAAUAAAAUACAACAUCUUAUUGUUGAUACAAGCGCUUUCAUACAAAAUGCUGCUUUACAGGAUAUUGGAGUUAAUAUUUUGACUGAACAAGUUGUUGUGGAUGAAAUCAUAAAUAAGAGACAGUUGAGAAAGUUGGUUGUACUACCCUAUGACUUAAAGGUUCAGGAAGCGUUUACUGAAAACGUAAAAUUUGUGACUGAAUUUUCAAAGAAAAGUGGCGACUAUACCAGCCUGUCUGCUACUGACAUCAAGGUAAUUGCACUCACAUAUCAGUUGGAAAAAGAAAAGGUCGGGACAAUACAUUUGAAAAACAGUCCAACAAUAAGAAUUAUUAAAUCUACAUCUGAUAAGGAUAAAGAAAGUAGAAAUGAUCCUAAACUGCCAGUUGGAUUCUAUAUGCCGAAGAAAAAAGAGAGAAAUGAAGUAGUUACAGAUAAUGUAACGACUUCUUCGAAUAAUAUGGAAAAAGGAGAUGUUAUUAAAGAAGAUAUCAGACACGUACAGAUUACAAAUCAUUCGGCGAUAAAUAAUACAAUAAAUGGUACCGAGAUAAAUGAUGUGGAAGAACAAUUUACUUCUUACACAUCUGCAUCUUCGGAUGAAUCGCAAUCGGAUUAUGAAACGGCGUCGGAUAAAGAUGAUGAUAAAACAAAUGAUUUAGCUGAUAAAUUUUCCAAAUUAAAGUGCAAUCCAACUGAUUUAGAAAUAGAGGGUAUGGGUAUGUAUAUUAUGGACAACAUUCUUGCUCCUGUUAAUACAACGUCCAAAAGUGAUGAAUCCUUUAAGGAUGAAGAUGAAUAUGACGGUGACGAUGACGAUGAGAGUGGUUGGAUCACACCAGCAAACGUUUCCAGCAUAAAGAAGCAAGUGGAUUCGGAAAUUCUUGAAGAAAAGGCUGUGACCGUAGCGUGCUUAACAAUGGAUUUUGCAAUGCAAAAUGUACUCAUGCAAAUGGGCUUAAAUGUUGUUGCAUUAGAUGGCAGAGUGAUUAAACAGAUGCGAACAUUCAUAUUCAGAUGUUAUGCCUGUUUCAAGACCACUAGUAUCAUGACAAAGAUCUUUUGCCCACAUUGUGGUAACAGGACGUUGAAGAAAGUAGAAGUUACAUUAGAUGAAAAUGGAAAGCAACAAAUUCAUAUCAAUUUUCGUCGACCUCUCUCAGUCAAAGGAAAGAGGUUCUCGUUACCAACGCCAAAAGGUGGGAAACACGCCAACAAUCCCAUUUUAUGCAUGGAUCAACCGAUGCCGGAACAACGUCCGUCACGUUUGGCACGCAUAAAGAACGAUCCGCUUGACGAUAAUUAUAUAGCUGGUUAUUCUCCAUUUGUUAUGCGCGAUAUAAAUUCCAAGUCAGCUAUAUUGGGCAUAAGGCCGGAUGGUAUUAUCAAAUACUGGAUGAAAAGAAACCCUAAUGAAUCUAAAAGGAGACGAAAAUAAAAACUACUCAUUAUUAAAUCAAUGUUGUUA
This is a messenger RNA of Cyphomyrmex costatus, 1479 nucleotides long. Its product is annotated as RNA-binding protein NOB1. The transcript is spliced from 6 exons. Bases 1 to 1449 code for a protein of 482 amino acids. Gene Ontology annotation, cellular component: preribosome, small subunit precursor. Lineage: Eukaryota; Metazoa; Arthropoda; Insecta; Hymenoptera; Formicidae. Gene Ontology annotation, biological process: maturation of SSU-rRNA; ribosomal small subunit biogenesis. The record is from RefSeq and is a predicted model, not a curated record. Gene Ontology annotation, molecular function: RNA endonuclease activity.